AUGUUUCUGUUCAAAAGCAGACAACCGAAACACAAGCAGACAAAUCUGAGCGAGGUAAAAACGGUAAGUGCGAUUGAUCCUUCCGAACGAUGCAAAAUUUGUUACAUGUACAACAACCCGAUAGAUUCAACAUGCGACUUAAUAUCACCAUGCGGAUGUAAGGGGAGCAUCAAGUACGUGCACAAGACGUGUCUCCGGCUGUGGCGGUUCAAGGGCAAGAACCUGCGGGAGAUAAAAACGUGCGAGCAGUGUUUCUGCGAGUACAGGGUGGACGAGGACCUUAUGCCAAACAAGAUUGUGGUGCAGAUGAUCACCGUGGUUGCUACGGUGUUUCUGUUCGUUUUCUUCCAUUUUGCGAUCAACAUCGUUGUCGAGUCCCUGUCUUUUAUAAUUGACGAGAUUUUCUUCAACAGCAAGCACUUUCAUGAGCCGUGCUAUGAGCGGCUCAGCUAUGCAUUUAACGGGCGUGAGUACGCCAACGGUGCAAUGACGCGUGAGAGUGAUGGUGCGCCCGCGAAUGACACGUUCAUCAUUGGCAACAAGAAAUUUUAUCUCACAGGAAAGGACACGCUUCUCAAGCUCUCGUUCAUGGAAACAUCUGUGAUAGUGCUCAUUUUCUACCAGGUACUCUUCAACUACGGCCUCGUGAGCACGAUCAAUUUGUUCUUUACCCUUUGGCGCAUCGUAAACUUCGAAUACAAGAUUGAUUAUUUCUUCCUGUUCGUGAUUUGUAUUUACUACUUCAAAAAGCUUUACAGGGCCUUGUACCUGCAGAUUGAUCACAUAUCGUAUUUUGUUAUGAACUCAAAUAAUUUCUAA
Molecule: messenger RNA, 819 nt
Organism: Vavraia culicis subsp. floridensis
Lineage: Eukaryota; Fungi; Microsporidia; Pleistophoridae
Exons: 1
Coding region: 1-819 (272 amino acids)
Molecular function (GO): zinc ion binding
Source: RefSeq, a predicted model, not a curated record